Penicillium taxi is the source of this 1035-nucleotide messenger RNA. It is a transcript of the gene nbp35, whose product is annotated as Fe-S cluster-binding ATPase. The coding region runs from base 1 to 1035 and encodes 344 amino acids. The transcript has 2 exons. The record is from RefSeq and is a predicted model, not a curated record. Gene Ontology annotation, biological process: iron-sulfur cluster assembly. NCBI's taxonomy places the organism in Eukaryota, Fungi, Ascomycota, Eurotiomycetes, Eurotiales, Aspergillaceae. Gene Ontology annotation, molecular function: 4 iron, 4 sulfur cluster binding; ATP-dependent FeS chaperone activity; ATP binding. Gene Ontology annotation, cellular component: cytosol.
AUGGCACCUUACGUGGAGGAGCCAAAUGAGCGGGCAUCAUUUGCCACACCCUCAAAACAUGCCCCCGACCUCGUAGCCCCAGAACCAGAGCACUGUCCUGGUCCUGAAUCAGAACAAGCAGGCCAAGGCGACGCAUGUGCCGGCUGCCCGAACCAACAGAUCUGCGCCUCUGCACCCAAAGGCCCUGACCCCGACAUCUCAAUCAUCACCGAACGCCUCUCCCAAAUCCGACACAAGAUCCUCGUAUUAUCCGGCAAAGGAGGAGUGGGCAAGUCCACAUUCUCCACCCUGCUCGCACAUGCCUUUGCCGCAAACCCUGACUCAACGGUCGGUAUCAUGGACACUGAUAUCUGUGGACCUUCGAUUCCGAAGAUGAUGGGCGUGGAGGCGGAGACGAUUCACAUCAGUAAUGCAGGCUGGAGUCCUGUAUGGGUGACAGACAACCUAGGCGCCAUGAGUGUGCAGUUCAUGUUGCCGAAUCGGGAUGAUGCUGUUAUCUGGCGCGGACCCAAGAAGAAUGGCUUGAUCAAACAGUUUCUCAAGGACGUGGACUGGGGCGAACUCGACUAUCUUAUUGUCGAUACGCCCCCUGGUACGUCGGACGAGCAUCUUUCAGUAAACUCUUUGCUGAAGGAGUCUGGUGUGGACGGCGCAGUGGUUGUGACCACCCCGCAAGAGGUAUCCUUGCUGGAUGUGCGCAAGGAAAUCGACUUCUGUCGCAAAGCUGGUAUCCGGAUAUUGGGUCUUGUGGAGAAUAUGUCUGGCUUUGUCUGUCCUUCCUGCACGCAUGAGUCGCAGAUUUUCCGUGCUACAACAGGUGGUGGACGUCGGCUGGCCAAGAAGAUGGGCAUUCCUUUCUUGGGCGCUGUGCCUUUGGAUCCUCGCGUUGGUAUGGCAUGCGACUACGGAGAAAGCUUUGUGGACAAUUUUCCAGAUAGCCCGGCUUCGAUAGCUAUCAAGCGGGUUGUUCGAGCUGUUGGUCAAGCAGUUGGAGAAAACCCCGAAGAUGUCCUUCCCGAUGAGUUGGUUGGCUGA